UGACGACUCUGCUGCAAUGCAACCAUGUUAAAAACCACAAAAGUCAGAUCCAAAAAUGUCCCUAAAUGGUUUCUGGGCAUCCUAUCUACGUCCUUAUCUGAUUUCAUAAUUGAUUCGGCCCAUUAAAUCGUCAUCAACUUUUCUACUGCCUUCUCGCAUUGUAUGUAGGUGGAGUAAUCCCAGGUCCGCCUGAUGCAAGUAUUUGUCGAUUUAACAUUCUGUUCUGCCCCAUGAUUCAUGAAACCCCGAAUGAUUUUUAACCCCUCGUCUCCCCCAGUUUUUUGUGCAGAGCGAACGGCCCACCGCGUGGAGUUUGUUGGGGGCGGUUGUCGCUUUCUUUUUCAGCUGCGGCUGCUGCUGAAAUUUCACCUCUCUCUACAGGUAUGUAUAUUAAUAAGCCCGUAGUACUCUGAGGCUGAGGGCAUGACAUGACAGACUUUUGUUCCGGAGGACGAAGGAACAAUGAAACAACAACAACAGCAGCAGAGAGAUGCCGGAGCAAGUGUUCCUCUUUUACCGGAGGUGGUGGUUCAGUCAGACGGGGUGGGAAUAUCAGAGGGGGCAUCAAUGUAUAGUGCCAUUUUUAAUGCGUCAACCAGCAUGGUUGGUGCAGGGAUCAUGUCUAUUCCGGCAACUUUUAAGGUUCUGGGAAUAAUCCCCAGUUUCGUAGUAAUCUUGAUUGUUGCUUUCUUUGUUGAGGUCACGGUGGAAUUCUUGUUGAAGUACACCCGUCAUACGGGAGAGUUGGAUUCUUACGGUGCUCUGAUGGCCGAGUCAUUUGGCAAGCCUGGAGCUGUUGCUCUUCAAGUUUGUGUCUUGGUCACUAACCUGGGUGCCAUGAUUAUUUAUUUGAUUAUUAUUGGAGACGUGCUCUCAGGAAAUUGUUCUGGAGGGUCAAUUCACACGGGUGUACUUCAGGAAUGGUUUGGCACCCAUUGGUGGAAUUCGCGUGCAUAUGCGCUUUUGUUUGUCGUGCUCUUUAUUAUGCUUCCAUUGGUUAUUUUACGGAGAAUUGACUCUUUGCGACAUGCUUCAGCAGCAUCUAUUCUACUGGCGGUGCUCUUUGUUGUGCUCUGUUCAGGAAUGGCCAUACAAGCAAUGUGGGAAGGUAAAACACAAAAAGCAAGACUUGUACCAGACUUUGCGCAUGGGAUGUCGUUCUUUGAUCUUUUCACCACAAUUCCGGUCAUUGCUACAGCCUUUGGAUGCCAUGUUAACGUUCAUCCCAUAAGAGCAGAGCUAGGAAGACCUUCUCAAAUGAGCUUGGCAGUUCGGAUUUCUCUGGUACUCUGUAUCGCCAUUUACUUUGCAGUUGGCUUCUUCGGUUACGUACUAUUUGGCGACUCAAUUAUGGCCGACAUGCUCGUCAACUUUGAUGCUGUUUCAGAUUCCGUCAUUGGUAAAUUACUCAAUGACACUAUUCGGUUGAGUUAUGCAAUUCACCUCAUGCUGGUUUUUCCUGUGAUGAACUUUUCCUUAAGAGCUAAUGUGGACGAACUUCUCUUUUCAAAGAGACCUUUGUUGGCGACAGAUUCUAUCAGAUUUUUAUCUCUGACCUGCGUUCUGCUUGCAUUUACUUAUGUGGCUGCUGUGGCCAUCCCAAAUAUAUGGUACUUCUUCCAGUUUAUGGGAACAACCACAGUCGUGUGCCUCAUGUUCAUUUUCCCAAGCUCGCUUAUUCUUAGAGAUGUUCAUUGCAUAUCCACAUGCCGUGAUAGGAUUCUGGCCAUACUGGUGAUCGUCCUUGCGGUAGGGACUAGUUUGAUUGCCAUUUCCUCUAAUAUAUACAAGUACAUUGGAUAGAAAUGACAAGUGACGUAGCAGAAUUGAUCCUGUACGGGUAUGGAGGAAAGUGAUGAGAAUGCGGAGGUAAUCAUACAUCCUGAGACAAUAUAACUCCUUUAUACUGCCUUUGAAUCUCUCCGCUUUGGCUUUUCCAGAGGCAGGGGAAAUGGGUAAAGGGCCUCCUAGAGGUCGCCGCCGCGGUUAAUUCACAGGUUAACCGUGAGAUUUUUCAGGCAUUGACUUGAGAAUCUCCGUCACUCGCAAGAUGUUUCUUUUAUUGACUUCUUGUUACUCACUGUGAACUGAGCAACAAGUGUGUCCAUAAAGUGUUAUUAAAAAAA
Molecule: messenger RNA, 2126 nt
Organism: Coffea eugenioides
Lineage: Eukaryota; Viridiplantae; Streptophyta; Magnoliopsida; Gentianales; Rubiaceae
Product: amino acid transporter AVT6C-like
Exons: 5
Coding region: 463-1803 (446 amino acids)
Biological process (GO): amino acid transmembrane transport
Molecular function (GO): amino acid transmembrane transporter activity
Source: RefSeq, a predicted model, not a curated record